GCACAAUGUUAUGGAGAUUUUAAGAUGUUUAUUUCAGGCGUCAAGUAUAUGUGUUCGAAGUGUUAAAAUAAGUCAAUUUUUAUUAUUUAACUGUUCCUGUGAUAUUUCGUUUUGAUUUUAUAAUACAAAGAUUUGUUAAUAAUCAUAUUAGAAACAAAGAAAAACAUGUCUUCAAUGGCUAGAUUGGCAUAUGGUUACAAGAAGAAACCAGAUAGGGAUGCUGUUUUAAAUAAAAAGGUUCCAGAAAACCCAAGAUAUAGACAUGUUAGAGCUGUUGUUGACAGUGGUUCUAGUGUGAGAAAAUAUGUGGAAAGGAUGCAAGAAAUUCAAAAAAAUGUAAAGUACAAAAAAGGAGAAAUAUUUAAACGAAUUAAACUUUCAACUUUUGUGACUUUGGUUAUAGAAGUGGCCAAAGAAUUACAGCAACAAGCAACAGAAAAUAACAGAGAGUUUAAUGAUGUAACAUUGGCCAGGGAUGAGACUAGUUAUGGAAACUCACCUGGAGUACAACAGUAUUCUAGUGCACAGAGUGAAGUUUCUGAACUGGAUACCACUAGAUCAACAUUUCAAAGUGUCAUCAGUGGAGUUGGAGAAUUAGAUUUAAGAAAGGGUGUUAAAAAUUCUCGAGAAUACAAUCCAGUUUUGCUGGAUGCAGCAAGUUUACCUUAUGUGCUGUUAGAUGUUCGAGACAGAGAUGCAUAUAAAGAAUGUCACAUUAAUAUAGCCAAGAAUUAUCCAUAUACCAUGUUGUCCAGGUCAUGCAACUAUGAAACCAAAGAAUUGUUGGAUUUUAAAAACAGACCAUGUAAAAUCAUUGUGAUAUAUGAUGAAGAUGAAACCAUUGCUCCCAAUGUAGCAUCUACUUUAGUUCAACGAGGAUAUGACAAUGUAUUCUUGCUUUCAGGAGGAUUAAAGUUGGCAGCUUUGAAAUUUCCUCAAGGACUGAUUGUUGGCACACUACCAAAGUCGUGCAUUCCUCAAAGAAACUCGCCAGCUAAGAAAAGGAUGACUCUUAGUGCCCGAUCUUCUAUAAGUAACAAUGAACCAUCUACUCCAAAGCUCAAUUCUCUACUUCAGUUAGGACACAGUACAAAAAACCAUCUUACCUCAGCAGAUAUUGAUCUUCUUCAGGUAUACUUGGACAGAUUCCUAAUCAGUGCGACAGCAAGUACAUGUCCUUCGAUGUAUUCUCAAAGUCAAACCAUUACACCCUCUACAGUGAAGAGUGUGGACAUACGAUCGGGUGUUGUAAAUGCUCAUAGACUUCCUGGAAGACCUAAACCAUGGAAAUGAUAUACUUAUAUAAUUAGAGUCAUGUAAGCUAAAUGAGAGCAAGAACAUAGAUAUUCAGCUCAAAAAAAAAAAAUGUUGUUCUUUGAACAUUUUAAAUAGUAUAUUGAAGAUGAAUAAUUUUAGUAAUCAAAAACAAAUUCACAUAUUUUUAAGCCAGGGUUUUGUAUUCCUCAUUAUUUAGGGUGAAAUAUUAAUUUAAAUAUUCAGGUAUUCUGCUUAUUUGACAAACCAAUAUUUGCAAAAAUACAAAUUUAAAAAAAAUGUGUAGAGUAGUAAGCUGUAUGGGCUUUCU
This is a messenger RNA of Limulus polyphemus (Atlantic horseshoe crab), 1585 nucleotides long. RefSeq names its product centrosomal protein of 41 kDa-like. Gene Ontology annotation, biological process: cilium assembly; protein polyglutamylation. NCBI's taxonomy places the organism in Eukaryota, Metazoa, Arthropoda, Merostomata, Xiphosura, Limulidae. The transcript has 12 exons. The coding region runs from base 166 to 1293 and encodes 375 amino acids. The record is from RefSeq and is a predicted model, not a curated record. Gene Ontology annotation, cellular component: ciliary basal body.